Messenger RNA from Hyaloscypha bicolor E, 1579 nucleotides. RefSeq lists its product as uncharacterized. The transcript is spliced from 3 exons. The record is from RefSeq and is a predicted model, not a curated record. NCBI's taxonomy places the organism in Eukaryota, Fungi, Ascomycota, Leotiomycetes, Helotiales, Hyaloscyphaceae. Bases 1 to 1566 code for a protein of 521 amino acids.
AUGAAUGCAAAUCCUCGUGUCCCUGUUCAGCUCAGCUAUAGUCUUACCAAUAGAUUCUACGGGCCCAUCAUCCUUCUUUCCGCACUCAAUGAUGCAUGCAUUGGCAAUCUCCCUGUAAAUUUUCCCGAUCUAUCCUUGGAUGCAGAACAAUCUCCUGAACGCGCCUUCCACGAUUUCGUGAACAAGUUCGCCCAGUUGUGUGAUACUGAGCGGGGUGGGAACACAAUUACUGCCUUGACUGUGUUACAAUAUCCAGACCACAUUCAGUAUCGAUUCACUUCAAAUCAACGAGACAGGGAGGAACUUGAUCGCACUCAGAUUUUCAUUGUUUCUAUUCUUAACGCUCUGGGCAAGGCAGAAAGGCGUGACUUGCUGAGUAUAACCUCAAACAUAUUACGGAAAUCGAUAUCUUUCACCAGACCUCGGGUCCAGUAUUACGUGAACGCGCUGAAGGGACAAGUGGCCUCUUGCAUCAGCGGGUGUCAGACAGAAAACACGGAUGAAUCUAGAUUAGUACUCAGAGAGCUUCAGAGCUUGCAAGAAAAAUUGCUCUUCUCCAACUCUGCGGGGCUGAAAGAUGAUGAUUUUUCUCAGCACUGCGAAAGCUUACUGAAACAUAUUGACCGCCUCUACAAGUCUGAGAUUGAGGUCCUUAUUCGCCGUAGAGCCAGAGAGGGUAGAAUGAAUAGAUCUGAGUGCUGGAGCGAACUUCGGCAUCUCGCGGGGCGGCUACUUUCUUAUCUACGAGCUGCCAAAACUCUUGUAUCGACGAGCAAGCUAUGGCCCGAACUCUUCGACAACUACACGGUCCGUUACAUUGCCUCGAGUGUCCCCGGGAGAUAUAUAUUCAAAGGCAAACACUCUCCAGAGAAAAUGUCAGCGCAUCGUAUCAUCGGGUGCAUGACCUCUGACGCGCGGAAGCUAGAGGAGUACAGAGAACAUGCACAAGAACUACAGAAGUUUGAACUGGAUAAAUCCAUCCGAGCCAAGACCAGCAAACAGAAGUUUCGACCUAUUGUACACGCCGAGGUCCUUCUCCUGGACUGGCUUGAGAGUGAUGACGGUACUCGCCCCUCCAGGUUCUUCAAUGGUUACAAAUACAUCGGCUGCAGCAAACCUACUUGCCGAUUGUGCGAACACUACUUUUCGGUUCAUGCAAGUGGUGUUGAAAUUCGGUCACCACAUCGGAAUCUUUACCCGAAUUGGAGGAUGCCGGAUGUCUACGAAGGCAAUGGUCCACAGGCUAAGAAAGAUACGGAGAAACUAAUGGGCAAGAUCUUGGAACUAGUUAGAAAGGACACUUUCAGAGUAUUGGUUGAGAAAGUGCCAGAAGGAAAGCGUCACGAUUCAAAUACAGAUCCGACCUAUCUGAUCGCCAGUAUCUCUGCUGGAAGGACUGAAAAUAUAGAGCAUUUGGAGGAAAGUUUGAAGAGUCUUGAUUUGAGCUCUUCUGGCUAUGAGGCGCUAGAUAGCCCUACAAAGCCCGAGUGUUUUGGUGAGAGUGAGGAAUUAACGUCUAAGAGCGAUGAUGGUGAUGCUGAUGAUGAUGGCGCUGUGAAGCUUUAGCAAAUUAUUUGGC